CCCAGCAGCAGGCCCAACAGCAGGCCCAGCUCCAGGGCGUCCACGUCGCACUCCCCCGGCCGGCACAUGGGGGGCCGCUGCUCCUCGCCCACCCUGAGCAUCGCGAGCUCAACCACCUCCGGCGGCUUCAAGAAGUCCCCGCACCAGGGCGGCUGCAUGCGAGACAACCUGGCGUCCCCGCCGCACCACGCCCACCACUACUCGGGCGAUGCCGGUCCGUCGGGCUGCCAGUCCCAGGCGGGGCCUUCCGGCAUGCAGCUGAAGCGGUCCUCGUCGCGGCCAUGCAACGUGCCGGGCUGCACGCAGUGUGGGCCGUGCGCGCGCCAGCGGCCCCAGGAACACACGAUGGUGUACCGCGAGGACACGCUGGUGUCCGGGGCGCUGGAGGCCCUGAUCCGGCACGCCAUCCCGACGCCGGACUACUUCCCGGAGGACGCCUACCUGUUCGCCUUCCUGCUGUGCUCCAGACUGUUCGCCCCGCUCAACGACGUCCUGGUGCGAGUCAUCCGGGCCAUGGACCGGUGCAAGGACGAGCGGCGGUCCUCCAUGCUGGCCCGCAACGUGCUGCGCUUCCUGCGCGAGUGGACGGACAACUUCGCGUACGACUUCCGGGAGGAGUCCAUGAUGGCGCUGUGCAUCGACAUCACGCAGCGGCUGGUGGAGCUGCUGCCAGCGUGCCGCCGCGAGGUGUCGGAGCUGCAGACGGACCUGCUGGCCAAGCUCACGGCCGUCGAGACGUACGAGGAGUUCCUCAACCGGUGCGGCAGCGUGCGCUACGUCGAGUCGGUGGAGGAGCUGACGGCGGCACAGCAGGAGGACCAGGAGCCGGUGGCCACGCCCUGCUACCUCCUCCAAGGAUCUCGCACGGACGUGAUGGACAUGGUGCGGACGCCCACCAAGCUGGCCCACCAGCUGACCCACGUGGAGCUGGAGAGGCUGUCCCACAUCGGCGCCGAGGAGUUCGUGCUGGCCUUCAUGAAGGAGCGCGGCGUGUCCACCACCGGGGACGACGGCUCGGGCGCGCCCCUCAAGAAGACGCGCAGCAAGGAGGCGUACGAGGACUGGUUCACGCGCCUCAGCUACCUGGUGGCCACCGAGAUCUGCAAGCACCCCAAGAAGAAGCAGCGGCUGCGCGUCUUGGACUUCUGGGUGCAGACUGCGCGCGAGUGCUACAACAUCGGCAACUUCAACUCGCUCAUGGCCAUCAACGCGGGCCUCAGUCUGGCGCCGGUGGCGCGCCUCAAGAAGACGUGGUCCAAGGUGCACUGUGUCAAGUGCUUCACGGUACUGCAGAAUCUUAUGAGCAUGAGCGACAACUACAAGAGCUACCGUACUACCCUGGCUGCUGCAGUCAAGCGCUCCAAGCAGCAGAAUGUUGCUGCACAAGUACCUGGUGCGCAUCAGCCUCCAGAAGCUUCCAACGACUACAUUGUCGUGCCUUUCUUCUACCUCCUAGUGAAGGACCUUCACUUCCUGAAUGUGGGCUGUGCAGACAGACUUCCCAAUGGACACGUCAACUUCGAGAAGUUCUGGCAGCUAGCCAAGCAAGUGACGGAGUUCAUAGCAUGGAAGCAGGCUGUUUGCCCAUUCCCCAAAAACACAGAUGUUAUCAUGUAUCUUCAGACCAGUCCUCUUUUGACAGACAACGCUCUAGCUUUAGCAUCCUUCGAAUGCGAGGCUCCAGAUAAUGGACCUGAGAAAGAGCACUACAAGUCACUUAAGAAAUGAGAAGACUAUGAUAUUAGUUUGGAUAAUUAAACGAGGUUUUCUUAAGAACACUUCCCCAGUUAUGUUUCUUGGAUUACCGUACUAUAAAUUCUACACUGGGAAGGAAAGUCUUCAGGCAAACUUUGGAAUAUUGCUGAGUAAACAGCAUACAUACCAUGUUUUAUGUAUCUGUUUCUAUAACUCGUUUACCAUAUUUAUGAUGCUUUAACAUAAGACUAUUGUAGUUAAAUGUAGCCAGUGUUAGCAAAGGUGAUGUAUUGAAUUUUUUUCAUGGAAUAAUUUUAAGUUGUUCUCAUUAACUGGUUGUGACUACAAAAGGUAUAAUCAGUGGUUGUGUUUGUGUCCAAACCUAAACCCUGCAUCACUGGUUAUUGAUCACAAAAGACAAUGAAGAAGAACAGAAUUGCAUUGUAAUGUGUAAGUGAUUAACACUGGAGUGUGUAUGGGUGUGCCUAUGCCAAAUGAAAGUGUGUGAGUCAUUCUUAUGUUCCUUGACAAAAGAAGUUUCCAUCGCAGCAUUUUUGUUCUAAUACCAAAUAAUUAUGAAGGUUUCAUUCGCCAAUUACGAUGUUAUCUCAAUUUAGACAGCUGUAGGACUUAUGAACUUGUGAGGUUUGUGUGGGGCUAUAUUGUGUAUCUGAAGUAUUAUUGAAUUCCGUAUUAUUCCAAGAUAGAUAUUUUAACUGUACAGAACAUUGUAUUUAUGCUUUAAAACUAGGGUGGUUUUAAACUGAGUAGGCAUGUAUUGAAAAUUCUUAAACUAUUUUCUUUUUCAGAGAUUUAUCAGAACUUAGUGCAAAAUAUGCUACUGGUGACUCUAGUCAAUUUUAUGUAUUUUUCUGAUUGUGAUAGUUUAUAUUUUAGUAUUGCCUUUAACACUCGCUUUAUUUUGUUCUCAUCUUUUCAUGAUUUUCAGUUUCCGAUUUUGUUUGUGUUCUUUCUUUGCUGUCUCUGUCUUCUCCCUUGUUUUGUUUGUGUUGCUUGAUUUCUGCCCCAUGUGUAAAAUUUGUCUCAAGUAAUAUUUCAUAACCUGAAUAUUUUUUGUGACUUGACUUGUCAGUUUUCGUUCUGUCUGUGUUGUCUCUUGCUGUUUUUAUCAUCAGGCCAAACUUUAAUCAAGAAGUUCUUAUGAGAGACUGGAUCUCCAUAUCUUGCACACAUAUUCAUUUCCAGUCUGCAUAUUAGGUAUUUUGACACGAUUUUCCAGUCAUCAUUUGUUGUUGAUCCAGAUUCUCUUCAUGUGUGUGUUUCAAAACAUGUCUUACUCAAAUUUUAUAUUUAAAUAAUGGUUACUUUGAGACAUUUUGAGUGUUUUGUAGAAUGUCUAUGUGGCUUGUUUUUUCUUUUCUUUUUAAAUCAUGUGUUUAGCAUACUUUUUUUCCCAGCAACUCAAGUGCUUACAAGGUAGCCUUUUUUUCUCCUUUUUGAAAAAAAGGAUCUAAGAUUUCUAGUACCAAUGUUAACCAAUGACAAUUAAUUUGCUGCAUUCCUUGAAGGGCUUUGCAAAACUGUUGUAUCUUUGAACAGUAUAUUUUACUGUUACUGGACACGCUAUGAUGCAUCAGAUUUUGUUCCAAACAUGUAGACUGUUGUUCAUUCCUUUUAUUUUGUGAAACUAAUGGGGUUGUCUGUUGUUGAUAAGAGUCAAAAUAUUUUGUUGUGCCAACUCUACUCACGCAGGAUAUCCAAGUGGUUUCAUGACAUUCCACUGAGAAUUACCCCAAAGAGUUUUGAUGUGUUCUUACAGUAAGGUCCAAAUGUCAGAAAAAGAUAUCAGAGCCUCUCCUUGAAAAGGCUUUAAGAUAUUAAUGACUUAUUUGUACAGCUUGAUUGCUAUAAAUUAAUGCCCACAGGUUGACUGAAGAGUAUUAGUGCAGGUCAUAAAUGCACUUAAGUUGAGAUGUUGUUUGAAAAGAGGAACACAAUUAGUUAUGAGGUUUUGACUAAGUUUUUUUGGAAAAUUGGCACUAGUAUCCAGCAGAUACUUUAAGAAUGAGGUCUGUAAAGGUGUGCGUGAAUGAGACUGUAUGGGUUUGUUUUAAGAAUAUACUGUGGCCUCAUAUGGCCAAGUGAUUAAGGUAUUUGACGAUCACAGCUGUUGAAAAGUCAAGUCUUGUACCUAACUUUUAGGUCUUAUUUAACUAUAGGUAUAAGCAAGUCAUUAUUCUAGUCAUUUAUUUUUGUACCUAUUGAUUUUAAUGAGUAUUUUGAACAUUCUGCAAUCAUAGACCCGGCAGUAACCAGUGCAAUGCAGAGCAAUGGAAAUGUUCUGUGCCUCUUGAGGUCACUCCAGAACUGAAAUUUGAACUGAUUGUUAGGCUCAAUGUUUGAUUUGACAAAGAUGAGUAGCACUUUCACUUGUACUCUGUACAAGCAAAAUAGUUAACUAAUGGGUCAUUAUUUUGAGCUGUUCUUAAGUGCUUUCUUUUCAAUCACAUAACAUCAUCUACUUUAUUAAACUUAUCAAAAGAAUCUUCCACCUCUAAUUUCAAUUUUCUCAGUAAAAUCUAAAUUUAAUUUUUUUCCUCACUUAAGUGAGUUUGUGUUCUAGUGUUAAAUUUAAUUAAUGCCUAAUUGUUGUCCCGUAGUGCUGCACUUAAUUUGGUUCAGAAAAUAUAUUUGUUUUUGCUUUUUAACCAUACUUUAUUUAUUACCUGGCUGUGCAUAACUCAGCAGAGGGCAACCCAUUUUGUUUACUCUUUUAAGUUACCACCUUUUGUCAUGAAAGUGACUUAAUGUUCGUGAAAUUUACUUUUGGAAAACUUAUAAUAUUUGUUUUGUCGUUUCAAUUUUUCUGUAGGCAGAUGGAAUUAUGAAAGUGGGUGUGAAUACUGCUUAUUUGUUUUGUUUGUUUGUCCUGUUUACUUGUUAUUUUGUUUUGUACCUGAAACACAUUCAGAAUAACCCUUCUUAUUCUUUUCUUUGGUACUCUACCCAGUUAUAAGUUACGUCUUUGUAUGUCCUGUGCGUGUUUAUGUUGUCAAUGUUUAGUACUUAGGUCUAUGGUUCUUAAGAAGUUCAAAACUCAUAUACUUUAACCAAAGCAAGAUAGUAGAUGAGUUCCACUGUUCUAGAUUACUUCACUUGUAGAAAGGCAAAUUCUUAACUGGUUCCUGUUACAUCUCUUAUCUUGCCUUUCUAAGUACUGUCCCCUUUUAUUUGUUAAGUGUAUUCUCUUGUGAGUCAUUCAUUUAUGGAUGGACAAGCACCCAUGCAUAAAAGAGUAAAAGAAAAUGUAACCAGAUGA
Thrips palmi is the source of this 4975-nucleotide messenger RNA. Its product is annotated as ras-GEF domain-containing family member 1B-like. Gene Ontology annotation, cellular component: plasma membrane. The transcript is spliced from 13 exons. The coding region runs from base 67 to 1728 and encodes 553 amino acids. NCBI's taxonomy places the organism in Eukaryota, Metazoa, Arthropoda, Insecta, Thysanoptera, Thripidae. Gene Ontology annotation, biological process: positive regulation of GTPase activity; Ras protein signal transduction. Gene Ontology annotation, molecular function: guanyl-nucleotide exchange factor activity. The record is from RefSeq and is a predicted model, not a curated record.